Messenger RNA from Penicillium expansum, 897 nucleotides. RefSeq names its product Mitochondrial carrier protein. The transcript has 5 exons. Bases 1 to 897 code for a protein of 298 amino acids. The record is from RefSeq and is a predicted model, not a curated record. Lineage: Eukaryota; Fungi; Ascomycota; Eurotiomycetes; Eurotiales; Aspergillaceae. Gene Ontology annotation, biological process: mitochondrial citrate transmembrane transport.
AUGUCUACACCCGCUAAAUCAGAGUCUGGAACACAGAAGCCGAGGCUUCAUACGCCCCAAUGGGUGUCUCUCGUAGCCGGAGGAGUUGCCGGUGGAGUUGAGGCAGCCAUAACGUAUCCAUUUGAGUAUUCAAAAACACGUGUUCAACUGUUGAAUGACAGUGCUAUUCGGACUUCCAAUCCACUUAGUCUUAUUGUCCAAGUUGCGAGACAGGAAGGUGUCGGUGCUCUGUACACAGGGUGUUCAACUCUUGUCAUCGGAACAACAGCAAAAGCCGCUGUCCGGUUCGUAUCCUACGAUACGAUCCGCAACUCUCUCGCAGAUGAUCGCGGUGUACUGUCAGCUGGCCGGGGAAUGCUCGCUGGAAUGACCGCGGGUGCUGUAGAGAGUGUACUGGCAGUGACACCGACCGAGAGAAUUAAAACUGCGUUAAUCGACGAUGCAAAAGGCGCUCGGCAAUUCAAGUCAAGCAUACAUGCAAUUCAAGUCCUAGUCCAAAGACAUGGUAUCGCCGAGCUUUAUCGUGGUCUUGUCUCCACCAUGAUGAAACAAUCAGCCACUUCUGCAGUACGUAUGGGAACGUACAAUGUUCUCAAAGAAGCCACCAAGGCUAGAGGCAUUAAGGCAAACGUGUUCACGACAUUCGGCAUCGGUGCCCUGGCAGGUGUAGUCACUGUCUACGCUACCCAGCCAUUUGAUACCAUCAAGACGCGUGCACAGGGUGUCCAAGGAGCUGGCAUUGUUGAAGCCUCCCGAAGCGUGAUUCGCGACUACGGAAUUCGAGGAUUUUGGAAGGGUAGCUCGAUGCGACUAGGUCGGCUGCUUCUCAGCGGUGGUAUCGUAUUUUCUGUUUAUGAAGAGGUGGCCGCUAUUCUGUCUCCGGGGACACAUCGCUAG